GGGAGUCUCGUGUCAGAUCAGAAACUUUGAAUCAAUCAAGAAAAGGAAGAAAAAAAUUUAAGAUAUGGGUUUUCUUCCAAAACUGGCAGCAGCCGUGAUCGGAUUACUUUUGCUAUGCAGUAAUGUCAGAAGCGUACCAAAUACAAGCGUGACAACUGUUCUUUGCAACUCGGGUGUCUAUUCCAAGGGUGACCCUUUUGCCACUAGCUUGGCCUUUGUUCUUGAAGAAUUAGAGACUCUAACGCCUUCGCGCAAGGGGUACAAUUACUUCAAUAUCUCUCCGUAUCCUAAUGCUUUUGCCUACGGUCAUGCGGCUUGUAACCAGAACCUGACGAGCUCGGACUGUGCUACUUGUUUGUCUGCUGCUAAAACUGCCAUGUUCGGAACUUGUCAAAGUCGAAUAGGGGCUCGCUCGGUGCUCCAUGAUUGUACAAUUAGCACAAAGUGUUUGCAACAGUGAAACCUUAUCUAUUUGAUGUGAUCAUUCGUGUUUCGAUUGUGGACUUGUAAUUCACUCUUUUUUCUUUUUAAUCUAAUUCUGGGUUCUUGGAGACACA
Messenger RNA from Theobroma umbraticum, 557 nucleotides. NCBI's taxonomy places the organism in Eukaryota, Viridiplantae, Streptophyta, Magnoliopsida, Malvales, Malvaceae. The record is from RefSeq and is a predicted model, not a curated record.